GGGGCGGGUCUGCAGUCCCGGACAGUCCUCCCGGACAGAGAUGCUUGUGUGGGACCCACCCCCAGGGGGCCCCGUGCAAGUGGGUGCACCCCAGUGACUGCCGCCUGUACCCCUAGAGAGUGGGGGGCGGCGUGGAGGGAGAUGCCCAGGGCACCCUGCACUUGGCUGCCGUGCAGAGCCCCAGUGUGGAGCGCACCCGCCCCAGGCCCCAGGGAGGCCUUCAGUGUCACUAGACCUAGCACCACCGUGGUCUCUGGAUUUGGCUCCAUGGAACCAUCUGGGAACCUCAGGAACCUUCCCGGUGGUCAUUGUGAACCCCAGAGGACCUCAGCUGGUGCUCUCGAGAUGUCCAGAAGGAACUUCUGGCUGGAGAAAUGGGAUCCAUUUUUGUCAUCAUAGCUCCAAGGACUUUGGCAUUGACCUCCUGUGGGGCUCGGUGUGCCCUCGCCUGUCCCCCCAACAUGCUAGGAAGGAGUGGAGACUCUGGGGCUGUGGCCUCUGUUCAUUGCUGUCCCACCCUAUCCCCGUUGGACUUUUUCUUCUGUAUGAUGACCCAGUUGACUUCAACUGGACUUUGGUGGAGACAGAAACCGCUUGUAAAACCACACAGCCCAAGGGAUAGGAGGACGAGCGAGGCUUCUGAAUCAAAGAUAGAGCUGAGCCCUUGGCCUUGACUAUACAGGAACGAACCAUGGGGGUGUUGAUGUCCAAGCGGCAGACAGUAGAGCAGGUGCAAAAGGUGAGCCUGGCUGUGUCAGCCUUCAAAGAUGGGCUGCGGGACAGGCCUUCCAUCAGACGUGUGGGUGAAAUACCAGGAUCUCGCCGUGGCACUGUGGAAGGCUCUGUGCAGGAAGUGCAGGAGGAGAAAGAAGUGGAGACAAAUGUCCCAGUGGUCCAGGAAGAGAGCAGUAUCAACCGUGCAGCCUGGGAGCGGCUCCGAGAUGGGCGUGGAGUUGAGCCUGAGGAGUUUGACAGGACCAGUCGAUUUACACCCCCUGCCUUCAUCCGCCCCACCCGGAAGCUGGAUGAUGACAAACCUCCAGAUAUCCGCUUGGACCCCCGCGAACCUGUUGUCAACGAUGAGAUGUGUGACAUCUGCGAAGUCUGGACAGCUGAGAGCCUCUUCCCAUGCAGAAUCUGCACCAGGGUUUUCCAUGAUGGUUGCCUGCGCCGUAUGGGCUACCUCCAAGGAGACAGUGCAGCAGAGGUGACCGAGAUGGCUCAUACAGAAACAGGCUGGAGCUGCCACUACUGUGACAACCUCAAUUUACUGCUUACAGAAGAGGAGAUGUACAGCCUUACAGAGACCUUUCAGCAGUGUAAAGUCAUCCCUGAUUGUUCCCUGACACUGGAGGACUUCCUGCGUUACCGCCACCAAGCAGCAAAGCGGGGGGACAGUAACAGGGCCCUGAGUGAUGAGCAAGAGGAGCAGGCAACUCGCCAGUUCGCAGCCUUGGACCCUGAACAUCGGGGCAUCGUAGAGUGGCCUGACUUCUUGUCCCAUGAAUCCCUCCUACUUCUGCAGCAGUUGCGUCCCCAGAAUUCUCUGUUGAGGCUUCUGACAGUCAAGGAGAGGGAACGAGCCCGAGCCACCUUCCUGGCACAGGGUAGCGGGAGCACCAUCAGUGAAGCAGAGUGCCACCGUGCCCAGCACUCCUGGUUCUGCAAACACCCUGCAGAGGCUCCUUCCUGUAGUGUCAGCAUCAGCCACGUGGGUCCCAUAGCAGACAGCAGCCCAGCCAGCAGCAGUAGCAAGAGUCAGGAUAAGGUCCUGCUGCCUGCAGAGCAGGAGCCCAGAUCUGUGGACUGGCCCACCUUUCUAAGAGAGAAUGUCAUCUACAUCUUGGCUGCUCGUCCCAAUAGUGGAGCCAUUCACCUGAAACCUCCAGGAUAGUGUGGGGCAGAGAAGCUCAGUUCUGGGACGGUGACAUCUACUCCCUCCUUUCCUUUCUCUUUCCUCUACCAGCCUCUGGCACUGAGACUCAUGGGAAUGGGGCACUGCCAGCAUCUUAAUUUGUCAUUAAGCGCUAUGGCACUGAAAUCACCAUUCCCCUCACAACAGAGGCAGUACGUGCAUUGCCACAAGGAGAAGUCCUAAGAGCUGUGGCAUCAUCUGCUACUGGACCACCUCUGCCCUCACAUUAUAAAACUACCUGCCACCACAUGCACAUGUGUGCACAUGCAUACACAGUCACAUACAUGCCUAGAUAUCCAUGUCUUCAAACUCCUAGUUUGUUUUCAAUGAAAAUGGACCAAUAUCCCUUUAUGAAACCCCUGGUACAAAUGAGGUGGUCUCUUCUCCUUCUGUUGGCCAGUUCUGAUUUUCAGUAGAAAUAAGGGGGCAGAUCAGACUCACAUCCCCUCCUGGAGAUGCUGAGAGGCCCCUCUGCCCCACUUUGAAACCCCCUUCUGUGAAAAGCCACUGUUACUAGUGAAUGUCUUUAUGUUUUUCAGGUGUAUUUGGGAUGGAAAACAGUUGAAAAUCACUCCCUGCAAUUUUUAAUAUAUAUUUAUAUUUUAAUUCCUAGUGACAGAAAAGACAACUAGCUUGUGGGAUUCUGACUGGAAAAGGGGGAGGCAUCCUCUCCUAGAGACACAGAAUUCUAAGAACUUCUAAGCCACGUAAUUCAAAGGCCCCAAGUCUUUAGCAGAACAGGAAAACCAAGGCAAGACUCCUGGCCUCUUUUUUCAGAUGGUAUAUGAUAGUCCAAAGCUCUAGGUACCUGAGUGGAAUGAAUAUACUAGCAGGAAUCACAGCUCUCUGUUAUAGAUGCCUCGACCAAGUCAGCUGCCACAGAGAUCAAUGAGGAUGCCAUUUGCAAGGAAGAGGAGAAGAGAAGGCUAGGCUUUUCCAUUUUCCCAGCCCAGCUUAACCACAGCUAUAACAAUGUGUCAUUAUAUGGAGAACAGUGUCAGCCUCUUACACAGCCUAAGGGAAACAGCUCUGCAGAAGCCCUAAGCAGGGACUCCUUUCAUUCAUGCUGAAAAAGAAUCAGAGACAACCAGGGCUUAAGAAGAUUUGCAUCUCAGCUCUUCAAGUAGAGGUCCUAGUCUAACCUCACAAAGGAGAAACUGUCUUCCCCAUCACUGAGAUGUGGCCUCCGUUGCUGCUUCUCCCUGCUGCUCACUACAUGUCUUUCUCUCUGUGCCAGGGAUUGGGACUGGCAUGGGAGGACUUUGGGGGCAAGCAGGCAGUGCCACAAGUACACAAAGCUUGCCUGGAAGCCCUGCCCACCCCACCCAGUUCCAAAAUUCUCAAGUCAGUGUAUGCUGUGGACAGCCCUAGCCCUAGGGGUCCAAGCUCUAUUGUCAGCCAAAUGACUUAGGUAUAGACAGUUAUUGGAGAGAAUUGAGCCAGGGCAUACAGAAGCUCACUAAUCUCCAUUGCUCAAGGUACUAAAGUGGAUGCUUGCAGAAGGAGCAUACCACUCAGUGUUGGGAUGCUCAAAGGAAAGCGGGGAAACUGCAACGGUAACAGCCCUGUUGUAAUAGCGCUGUGUAGUCUCCUACUAUAGGAACUGCCUGACCUAGCGUGGAGCUAGCGUGGAGCUGCUGCGGAUAU
Molecule: messenger RNA, 3562 nt
Organism: Nannospalax galili (Upper Galilee mountains blind mole rat)
Lineage: Eukaryota; Metazoa; Chordata; Mammalia; Rodentia; Spalacidae
Gene: Phf24
Product: PHD finger protein 24
Exons: 8
Coding region: 692-1894 (400 amino acids)
Source: RefSeq, a predicted model, not a curated record